AUGGAAGACCAGCCAGACUCACAAGAAGUCCUCCAAGAAACUCCCGCCGAAGAUGUCUUCCUCCCGCCUUCAGUCGUCAAGUCAAAAGUCCACUCAGGCGACAGCUACACACAUCACUCAGCGAUUCCAACAACGAUUAAAAAUGACAUGACGAUAGAAUGCGUGCUGGGAGUGGAUGAAGCUGGCAGAGGUCCUGUUCUUGGCCCCAUGGUUUACGGCCUAUACUACCUACCUCUAGCAAUACACCGCUCGCUCCUAGCAGACACACACAGAUUCGACGACUCCAAAGUUUUGACGCCCGCCUUCCGAUCCGAACUCAUGGAGAGAAUCUGCACACCCGACACCGACCUUCACGAGAACUCCGGCUGGGCGACACGACUGAUGUCCGCGCAGGACAUCUCAUCAGCAAUGAUGCGACCGAACGGGACCUACAAUCUCAAUGCACAAGCCAUGGACGCCACCAUCGAUCUGAUACAGGAGGUUCUGGACUCUGGUGUGAACAUCCGAGAAGUGUACAUCGAUACCAUCGGCCAGCCAGCUGCGUAUCAAAAGAAGCUUGAGAGAAUCUUCCCAGCACUGGACAUUACCGUUGCGAAGAAGGCCGACAGUCUCUAUCCGUGUGUCUCCGCUGCCUCGGUUUGCGCCAAGGUCACGAGAGAUGCCGCGCUGGAUGUGUUGUAUUCAAGCUACGCUAGCGCGGACGAUGAUGGACUGAUAGCUUGGGGAUCUGGCUAUCCUUCUGACGCGAGAUGCUCGAAUUGGCUCAAGUCGAACAUGGAUCCUCUGUUCGGUUGGGGCAACGAGUGUCGGUUCAGCUGGGGAACUGCAAAGGAGAUGUUGGAGGCCAAGGGCGCGCCAUGUCGGGUUGACUGGCCGGAGUUGAAUGGCGACACGGAUAACAUGAAGCUGACUGGAUUCUUCUUGGGAGCUGAUGAGGAGAAGGAGGAUGAGCUUGGGUCGUGGUUUGGACGGAGAGUCACGGAGGAGGUGUUCUAGGUGGCGGCGGUGCAUCGACAGCAAAGGAGCGCAGAAGCGCCAAAGGCAGUCACGACAUGGGACCAUGCCUGAUAUUGGCGGAAGUCUGGGGAGCUGCUCAAAGG
Zymoseptoria tritici IPO323 is the source of this 1100-nucleotide messenger RNA. RefSeq lists its product as uncharacterized. NCBI's taxonomy places the organism in Eukaryota, Fungi, Ascomycota, Dothideomycetes, Mycosphaerellales, Mycosphaerellaceae. Gene Ontology annotation, molecular function: RNA-DNA hybrid ribonuclease activity; RNA binding. The record is from RefSeq and is a predicted model, not a curated record. Bases 1 to 996 code for a protein of 331 amino acids. Gene Ontology annotation, biological process: DNA replication, removal of RNA primer; mismatch repair. Gene Ontology annotation, cellular component: ribonuclease H2 complex. The transcript has 2 exons.